AUGGAUCCAAAACGACCACCCUUUCCCAGUCCUCCAGGGGUCAUCCGGGCACCAUGGCAGCAGUCGACAGAGGAUCAGGGUCAUCUCUUAGACCAGCCUCCAUUGGGACGGGCCAGAGGUCUUAUCAUGCCCAUAGAUGAACCUCUUCCUGGACGAGGUAGAGCUUUUGGUGUACCUGGAGAAAUGCCGGUGAGAUUUGGAAGAGGGAUAACUCAGUCUAUAGCUGCUGAGCCUCUGGUGGGCAUGGCUAGAGGUGUGAGGUUACCUAUGGAAGAGGGAGGUUUUGGGCGAGGACGAGGUUUUUUGCUGCCCCCUCCUGAGCCCACUGUUGGGAUAAGGAGAGGGGCUGCUGUGGGACCAGUGCCUACACUGGAUAUUGAAAGAGCAGAGGUGCAAGAAAAGAUGCCUGAGCUGCAAUCGGAGGUGGCUCCAACUGUUUCCAAGGUUGGCUCUCCUGGAACUGGAUCGUCACUGGUGUCCAUGUUUAGGGGUCUGGGAAUUGAGCCAGGAAAGACAUGGGGCAGAGGUGCUGCACCUGUUGGACGGGGUGCAGCAGGUGAUAUGGGGGCAGAUUUCCAGCCUAAACCCACCAUCAUUGGAGCAUCUUUGACUCCAAAAAGAGAAGAGGCUCGCUCAGAAGAAUCUAUCAGUUUCCUAGGUAGAGGAUUUACUGGUUUUGGCAGAGCAGCAAUGCCUCAUAUGAGUGUUGGUCGUGGACCGAUUGGCCCAUCAAGUCCUUCCCCUUCCAUCGCUGCCCCUUUCUCUUUGAUUUCUGCUUCCUCUGCCUCUGAAGAUGCCCCAGUUGCUCCAGGAACACCACCUAAAGUUGAAGUCAAAAUUGAGACAGUGAAGGAACCUCUGCAGAAAAUAGGAACCAAAGGCAGUCCCAUAUCUAUCGGAUCAAACUACAUCCCCAUCUGCUGCAAAAACUAUGCAGUGUUCCAGUACCAUGUUACUUUUACCCCGAACGUUGAAUCACUUAGCAUGCGCUUUGGUAUGAUGAAGGAGCAUCGGCCCACUACUGGAGAGGUGGUGGCUUUUGACGGAUCUAUCCUCUACCUGCCAAAACGUCUGGAAGAGGUGGUUCAUCUGAAGGCUGAAAGGAAAACCGACAAUCAGGAGAUCGACAUCAAGGUCCAGUUGACAAAGAUUCUGCCACCCAGCUCUGACCUUUGUAUCCCGUUCUACAAUGUGGUCUUAAGGAGAGUGAUGAAAAUACUGGGGCUGAAGCUGGUGGGCAGAAACCAUUACGACCCCAAUGCAGUAGUGAUUCUGGGCAAACACAGGCUUCAGGUGUGGCCUGGAUACUCCACCAGUAUCAAGCACACCGAUGGUGGCCUCUACCUGAUUGUGGAUGUCUCGCAUAAGGUGCUGCGAAACGACUCUGUGCUGGAUGUCAUGAACUUGAUUUAUCAAGGAAGCCGUGAGAGCUUUCAGGAUGAAUGCACAAAGGAGUUUGUUGGUUCAAUCGUCAUCACACGCUAUAAUAACCGCACAUACCGUAUCGAUGACAUCGAGUGGUCCAAGUCUCCCAAAGACACUUUCACCUUGGCUGAUGGAUCUGUGACGACGUUUGUCGAUUACUACAGAAAGAACUAUGGGAUUACCAUAAAGGAACUGGACCAACCGCUGCUCAUCCAUCGUCCAAAAGAGAGGUCCAGACCAGGAGGAAAGGUUAUAACAGGGGAAAUCCUUCUGUUGCCGGAGCUCUCCUUCAUGACCGGCAUCCCUGAGAAAAUGAGGAAAGACUUCAGGGCCAUGAAGGAUCUGACAAUGCACAUUAAUGUGGGAGCUCAGCAACACACCCAGAGUCUCAAGCAGCUGCUGCACAACAUCAACAGUAAUAAUGAAGCUCUUGCAGAGCUGGGCCGCUGGGGCCUCAGCAUCAGCCAGGAGAUUCUAGUGACUCAAGGAAGAACUCUGCCCAGUGAGACCAUCUGCUUGCAUUCAGCCUCUUUUGUCACAUCUCCGGCAGUAGACUGGUCCAGAGAGUUGGUUCGAGACCCCUCCAUCAGCACUGUCCCUUUGAACUGCUGGGCUGUUUUCUAUCCCAGACGGGCAACUGAUCAGGCUGAGGAGCUGGUGACCACUUUUUCAAGGGUAGCUGGUCCUAUGGGCAUGAGAGUGGAGCGACCCAUCCGUGUAGAGUUACGCGAUGAUCGAACUGAGACCUUCGUCAAGAGCAUUCACUCUCAACUUACCAGCGAGCCUCGUGUGCAGCUAGUCGUGUGCAUCAUGACUGGAAACAGAGAUGAUCUGUAUAGUGCCAUCAAAAAGCUUUGCUGCAUCCAGAGUCCAGUACCAUCACAGGCAAUCAACGUUCGGACCAUCUCACAGCCACAGAAGCUCCGCAGUGUUGCUCAAAAGAUCCUUCUGCAGAUUAACUGUAAGCUUGGAGGAGAGUUGUGGACAGUGAACGUUCCUCUGAAAUACCUGAUGGUGAUUGGGGUGGAUGUUCACCAUGAUACCAGCAAGAAAAGCAGAUCUGUCAUGGGCUUCGUGGCAAGUCUCAACAGCAUGUUGACCAAAUGGUACUCCAGGGUGACCUUCCAAAUGCCUAAUGAGGAAAUUAUCAACGGCUUCAGAGUGUGUCUUCUGGCUGCCCUGCAGAAAUACUACGAGGUGAACCACGCCUUCCCUGAGAAGAUCGUCAUCUAUCGCGACGGUGUGUCUGACGGACAGCUGAAGACCGUGGAGCACUACGAGAUCCCUCAGAUUUUGAAAUGCUUCGAGACUAUCCCAAACUACGAGCCCAAGCUUGCAUUCAUUGUGGUGCAGAAAAGAAUCAGCACAACCCUGUACUCCUACGGGUCAGACCACUUCGGGACACCCUCGCCAGGAACUGUGCUGGACCACACUGUGACAAACAGAGACUGGGUGGACUUCUACCUAAUGGCACAUUCCAUUCGACAGGGUUGUGGCCUGCCCACUCAUUACAUAACAGUGUACAACACCGCAAACCUCACUCCUGACCACCUGCAGAGGUUGACCUUCAAGAUGUGUCACCUAUACUGGAACUGGCCUGGAACAAUACGCGUUCCUGCACCGUGCAAAUACGCCCACAAACUGGCCUUCCUGUCUGGCCAGUACCUUCAUUCAGAGCCUGCAAUCCAGCUCUCAGAGAAACUCUUUUUUCUGUGAAUGAAAGGCGUUCAGCAUCUCAACGGAACCCCAAAUGGGUCAGACCUUUGACUUUCGUUCUUAGUUUUGUUUUAAUAAUGUUCUUAGGAAAGUG
This is a messenger RNA of Danio aesculapii, 3235 nucleotides long. RefSeq names its product piwi-like RNA-mediated gene silencing 2 (gene piwil2). The transcript is spliced from 22 exons. Gene Ontology annotation, cellular component: P granule. Lineage: Eukaryota; Metazoa; Chordata; Actinopteri; Cypriniformes; Danionidae. Gene Ontology annotation, molecular function: protein binding; piRNA binding. Gene Ontology annotation, biological process: regulatory ncRNA-mediated gene silencing. The coding region runs from base 1 to 3141 and encodes 1046 amino acids. The record is from RefSeq and is a predicted model, not a curated record.